GUAGCCCUUGGAAGUAAUGGCGACCCAGACGUAAACAUACCGAGUCUUCGCACCGGGAAGGGAGUUCAAUAUUAUUUUUUACCACCAGUGGCUCCCUGAAUUCCUUAUCAGCCGAAUAAGAUGGCAAGCAUAAAUGGAUUACGACUGCUGUGCAGGGGAAUGGCCUCCGUGUCGCUGAGGACACAAGUUCAGUCCUUAGUAGGAGGCACGCCAGCUUGUGGCCCGCUUGUGGAACAAGUAAGGAAACUAAAUGUACAUUAUGUUGACCGACCUGCUCCUGGUGACAGGAAGAACUACAGGUUCAAGGUACAUUAUCCUGAAGAUGGUCAAUACACUGUCAAGCCACUGAAAGCCACAAAACUUGCUGGGCGUCACCCUGAAACAGGGCGUAUCAUUGUGGGAACACUUGGAGGAGGAGCGAAGAGGAAUUAUAGGUGGAUUGAUUGGUUCAGGACUGGCCCCAAAGAUGGAACCUUUUUAGAAGAAAGAGUUGUUCUGAUUCUGUACGACCCAAAUCGUUCAUCUCGCAUUGCUCUUGUUGGGAAUGGUGAUAAUCUCAGGUACAUCCUUGCUACUGAGAAUAUGAAGGUUGGAGAUCUUAUUAAAACCUCGUCUUAUAUACCACGUAUCCCAGUGAGACCAAAGGAAGGUGAUGCAUAUCCUGUAGGAGCAUUACCUAUGGGGACAAUUGUAAAUAGUGUGGAGGUCUUUCCGGGUGAUGGGGCUCGGAUGGUGAAAGCAGCAGGUACAGGUGGACUGCUCAUGAGGAAACUUAGUAAUAAGGUGAUCUUACAGUUGCCUUCAAAGAGAGAAGUUGCUCUUGAUCCUGAGUGUAUGGCUACUGUUGGCCGAUUAUCAAACAUAGACCAUGGGAAUAAACAUGUGGGCUCUGCACAGAGAAGGCGUUGGUUAGGCAGGCGUCCAGCAUCUGGUCUGUGGCAAAGGAAGACUGGCUACAAUGGCAGAAAGAUCCGACCACUACCACCAGUGAAGGAGUACCGUGCCAAGACCCAAGAGACACCUCUCAUGAAAUUUACGUUACAUGGAGAGGGACCAACCAGACCUGUUAUUCCAAGCACCAACAGGGUUACUUAAAUAGUCUUGCGGUUUCAGUUGAAAAAUGUAUAUAUGUAUAGUGUGAAAGUGUUCCUGUUACAUUGACAAAUAAAGGAAAUAUUAAGAA
Messenger RNA from Penaeus monodon (black tiger shrimp), 1183 nucleotides. It is a transcript of the gene mRpL2, whose product is annotated as 39S ribosomal protein L2, mitochondrial-like. Bases 121 to 1095 code for a protein of 324 amino acids. NCBI's taxonomy places the organism in Eukaryota, Metazoa, Arthropoda, Malacostraca, Decapoda, Penaeidae. The transcript is spliced from 7 exons. Gene Ontology annotation, molecular function: RNA binding; structural constituent of ribosome. The record is from RefSeq and is a predicted model, not a curated record. Gene Ontology annotation, cellular component: ribosome. Gene Ontology annotation, biological process: cytoplasmic translation.